AGCAUCAAUCUGUAUGUGAUAAGUUCCGAAUAUCAGGAUGAUCUAUGCAACCUUUCAAAUUGGCUCAAAGGAUUUACAUAAAUAUCUUCCCUGUGUGGACAGGUAUGUCUCCAGCCCUGGUGAAACCACACCCAGCCGACUUCGCCGACCAUAAUAGCCGAAGCUUACUUUACGACGGACCUCAACAAAAUCACCUCAACAUAUCGGACAUUGUGGUUAGUAAGGAGAGAAAUCUCAAGCAGGUACUUGGGAAGUUACAAAUAAGCAACGACGUAACGAUAUAGCAACUAUGACUUUAGCAAUCGUUGGUAUGGACCACAUACUGCAUGGUAUGUUUUAUGCCCAUUAUUUCUCUGCCAUUUUGAUCUUUGGUUGACAAAUUCCCAGGCACGCACGAGCUGCUCCUUGCAGUUCCGCAGCUCAUACGUCCGAUUCUACUCACAUUUACCCUCUUUUUUACAGUGUGUAUAUUUAUGUGUGGAGUUGCAUAUAUGCUCAUAGCCAUGAGAUCAAGUUUGUCGAUGAUGGUCAACGAUUCGGAUGGCCUGUGUUCGAGAUGGAUGAAGAAGUUUGUCGCUAGCGAUGAAUUUAUUGGAAUUGGGGUGUUGGGUUAUGUCCUUAUUGUCGCAUUUGUGGUGGGUAGGGCAUUGGAUUUGGUGCUUGGAAUUUGUUGGUGAGAGUAUGUGGGAUGAAAUGGAAGGGAAAGUGCUGGGGUGGAGACUAGGAGGUUGUGAGGCCAGUGUGUUUGAAGAGCUGUGAGAUAUGAGUCUGCAUCUCAUAAAAAUAUGUGGAAAAGAGAAACAAUGGGUGAGAAGAGGUAGUGAAAUAGUACUCGGGUAUCGGUGGGACACAGGAACGUAUUAAUAGCAAAGCGCCAAGUUACUCCCACCGCCGUGCUAAUAAUAUCUGUGAACGAGCACCAAAAUCUUCG
Sclerotinia trifoliorum is the source of this 931-nucleotide messenger RNA. The record is from the annotation of a GenBank genome assembly. NCBI's taxonomy places the organism in Eukaryota, Fungi, Ascomycota, Leotiomycetes, Helotiales, Sclerotiniaceae.